Echinococcus granulosus is the source of this 624-nucleotide messenger RNA. RefSeq lists its product as hypothetical. The record is from RefSeq and is a predicted model, not a curated record. The transcript has 3 exons. The coding region runs from base 1 to 624 and encodes 207 amino acids. NCBI's taxonomy places the organism in Eukaryota, Metazoa, Platyhelminthes, Cestoda, Cyclophyllidea, Taeniidae.
AUGUGUCAGAGGACUUGUCUAAUUAGCGGCAAAAAGCAUCAAAUUGUGAAUGAUGAGAACAAGCUGGAAUUUUACAAUGAUUUUUUUCAUGUUGUCGCCAUUUCUCCUUCAGGUGUGUUCAUUAUAUUUGCCAACUGCAUUGAGCACAUCAAGGUUGACGAAGCUCUUGUUGACUAUCCACGCACUGCAUGCUCGCCACCUACUUCACAUGGAUUAUCCGGUCUAAACCAAACUAUGUGUGAUUUCUGCCUCUCAUCACAGGCUACAUUUCUCAUAAUGCCAUUAACCUCAUCCGCGGGAAAGCAUGCAUGUUGUUUCGGAUGGGAAAGAGAUGGGAGAGAAAGAGGAGGAAAAGAGGGCCAAAAAGGAAGAAAAAUGGUUUUGUCCUGUUCAUCCACUGCCACUGAUGUCCUUUUCUCGAAAAUGAAUUACAUUUCCUUCUUUUCUCUAAUCACUUUGUUAAUUAUAUCCGUUGCAUCCAAUUUGGCUAAAAUGUACGUGACUUGGCAUUACAUUCACUGUAUUCUUCUUCAUCGUCCACGUGCUGUAGACUUCUUCUUUAGAAAAUGUCUAGGCCAUCUUAAUCCAAUCGUGCCAUUCAAGACGUUUCACUUGAGCACUUAA